This is a messenger RNA of Debaryomyces fabryi, 1488 nucleotides long. RefSeq lists its product as uncharacterized. Bases 1 to 1488 code for a protein of 495 amino acids. Gene Ontology annotation, molecular function: misfolded protein binding. Lineage: Eukaryota; Fungi; Ascomycota; Pichiomycetes; Serinales; Debaryomycetaceae. Gene Ontology annotation, biological process: protein quality control for misfolded or incompletely synthesized proteins. Gene Ontology annotation, cellular component: i-AAA complex. The transcript has a single exon. The record is from RefSeq and is a predicted model, not a curated record.
AUGAACAGAGUCAACGGCAGAUUGUUAAGGACUAGACUUCCCAGGUGUUUGCGUAGCUACGGUCAAUACAACUACCAAUACCAGCAAUAUCAGCAAUAUCAGCCUCCAAGAGCAUCAUGGACGAAGCGUAUUUUAUAUACGGGGAUUGGAGUCGCUGGAAUUGGAUCAUACAUUUAUUACUUCUGGUGGCCUAAGCAUACAUUCCCAUCUUCUGUCGCCAAAAUAUUGCGUAAGGGUUUGUGGGCUGAAUCCGAUCGUGGAGAAAAUGAUUACCAAUUGGCAUUGAAAUACUAUCUCGAAGCCAUUGAUCAUUGUCACGAAAUUGAGUUAGAUACGUUGAGUGAUGAAUAUACAGGGAUUCAAUUGAAAGUAGGAGAAAUGUUUGAACGGCUAGACAUGUUGGAGGAUGCGGCAUUCGUGUAUAAUGAAAUUGCCACACUCUAUUUGAAAGUAUUGACGGCAGCUCCAAAUUCAGAAGAUGGAAAGCGGAUCAAGUCAAGAGACCACCGGGCUCAUUUGAUCCAAAAGGAUUUGCGUUUGGCAAUUAAAUUGGUGGAGUUGAAUAAAUCUAAUGCUCAGUUGUCCAAGGCAAUCUUGAUGACCCAUUUAUUAAUUGCUCAGGAUGAGGUACACAAGAAGUUGGGACCAAACGGGAACAUCUCACGGUUGACCCCCAGUACAUCCGGAUCUGAUUAUAAGGCUACAAUAGAUAGCACUUCAAUUGAGAUAAGUAAUGAUGGCAUUACCACUACUAUUAAUAAGAACCCUUCUGCGUGGGAACCAUUUGUAGACGAGUUUUUCAAUGCUAUGGACUUGUUGACUGCUAUUUGUAUUUCCACAGGAGACCUCGCUAUGGCAUCCAAAGUAAAGAUAUCUAUGACGGAAUGGAUGCUUCUCGCCGAUGUCGAACCACAUAAAGUAUUGUUAUCCCAAUGCAACUUAGCUUCAUUGCUUUAUUUACAAGCAGAGGAGUACGAGUCGAAGGAAGUAGCGUACAGAAGAAAAUUCUUUGAGGAUUCUGGCUUUGACUUUGACGAGUAUAAGAAUUCUUCUCAAGAGGCUUUAAAAGAUACUGAUGUAUUGGAGAAGUUGGAUAAGACAAUAAAAGAACAACAACGUAAUGAAUAUCUGCUGAUAAUCCAGAAUAAGGAAAAGUGCAUAGAACUAUCAAUAAAGUCGUACGAAUCGGUGCUCGAGUUUGCUAAAAACCUCCCUCAAGAAAUAAUAUCAAAUAAUAACACCAUAAACGAGACUGUGGCAUUAGCAACUUAUGGGUUGGGAGUAGUCAAUUUACACUUAGCACAAUAUGAAAAAGCGGAAAGGUUGUUACGUGAAGCGAGGGUCAGAUCAAAGACUUGUGGUUAUGAUGAUUUAAUUCUUGAAAUCGAAAGAGAAUUAUCCAAGUUAUUCAAAGAAAAAAAGCUGCUUGAAAAAGGCAAAAGAGUUAACAAAGGAGACAUUGAAAUGGAUAUACAUAUGAAGAAAUAG